Molecule: messenger RNA, 1679 nt
Organism: Humulus lupulus (European hop)
Lineage: Eukaryota; Viridiplantae; Streptophyta; Magnoliopsida; Rosales; Cannabaceae
Product: UDP-glycosyltransferase 92A1-like
Exons: 1
Coding region: 91-1584 (497 amino acids)
Molecular function (GO): UDP-glycosyltransferase activity
Source: RefSeq, a predicted model, not a curated record
UAUACUGAGUCGUCAUCUCAAAGAGUUUAUACACUGAAUGACUUGUCUUCUCAAGUUUUAAUUCAAACCAAGGUUUUCUGAUCAGUAACAAUGUCUGAAACGGAGAACAGAAACAUAGUCCUGUUCCCGUUCAUGGCACAAGGACACAUCAUUCCCUUCCUAGCCUUAGCCCAUCGACUUUCUCAAGCCAGAAAUAACUAUUACACCGUAACUUUGGUCACAACCCAACUCAAUAUCCCACAACUCAGACUCUCUCUGCCUCCCAACUCCUCCAUUCAUGUCGUCGGAAUACCUUUCUCCGGCGAUGGCUAUGGCAUCCCUUCCGGCGUUGAGAACACCGACUCACUUCCCUACCAUCUCAUGCCCAACUUCUUCGAAGCUUCUCUUUCUCUCAAACCCCACUUCAGAAAACUCAUCUCCGACCUCUGCUCCAACCCAAAUGGCCGCCACCGUCCCUUGUGCAUAAUCACCGACAUGUUCUUCUCGUGGACAGAAGAGGUUGCCAGCGAGUUCGGAGUUUUCAACGCUAUUUUUUGCGGAUGUGGAGGGUUUGGGCUCGCGUGUUUUUACUCGCUAUGGAUGAACCUGCCUCACCGGAGUGAUGGAGCUGCCAUGUCCGGCGACGAAAUCAGCUUGCCGGACUUCCCCGAAGCUGGAAAGAUUCACGUAACUCAGAUGUCCGAAUCCUUACAGGUGGCAGAUGGAACUGAUAAGUUUUACAAUGUGUUACGGAAACUGCUUCUGUCAUGGUCGAAAGCUGAUGCUAUUGUUUUCAACACCGUUGAGCAGCUCGAGCAAAGAAAUGGUUUAGCAUAUUUCCGACGAAUGAUGGGAAAGGAUAUGGUUUUAUCCAUUGGACCUAUCUUUUCUCCGAUAACUAGGUCCGAAAAAACAACUGGAAUCACAUCAGAGAAGUGCAUCAAAUGGCUUGACUCCAAACCAAAAAAGUCAGUCCUAUACAUUUCGUUUGGGUCACAGAAUACUAUAUCAGCAUCUCAAAUGAUGAAGUUAGCCAUGGUUUUAGAAGCCAGCGGCAAAAACUUCAUCUGGGUUGUUAGGCCGCCGAUUGGGUUCGACAUAAAUGGCGAGUUCAGAAGCGAGGAGUGGCUGCCAAAGGGGUUCGAGGAGCGAAUAAGUGAGUCGAACAGGGGGUUGUUGGUGCGUAACUGGGCUCCCCAAGUGACCAUCUUGGCUCAUGAAGCCGUGUCUGCUUUUCUGAGCCACUGUGGAUGGAACUCGGUGCUGGAAUCACUUAGCCAUGGGGUGCCCAUCAUAGGGUGGCCUCUUGCGGCAGAGCAGUUUUACAAUGCUAAGUAUUUGGAAGAAGAUUUGGGAGUUGGUGUGGAGGUGGGGAGGGGAAAGAGCUGCUGCGUUGGACACGAGGAAAUGGUAGAGAAGAUUGAUUUGGUGAUGAAUGCAGGGACAGACAAGGGAGGAGAAAUUAGAAGGAAAGCUUAUGAGGUGAGGGAAAUGAUUAAGAAUGCUGUGAAAGAUGAGGAUGGCUUCAAGGGGUCUUCUGUAAUAGCCAUGGAGAAACUUUUGAACACUGCUAUGCUUGUGAGUGAGCAAAGAAAAUCUAUCUGAGUUUUGAGCGACAUUAGAGUACUGUUGUGAAGCAGUAUUGGGCUGGAUUUCAGUUACAAAAAGCUUGCCCUAUACUGCUCAUGUAGUGGGCUGUU